Bombina bombina (fire-bellied toad) is the source of this 2198-nucleotide messenger RNA. RefSeq names its product methyltransferase 3, N6-adenosine-methyltransferase complex catalytic subunit (gene METTL3). Lineage: Eukaryota; Metazoa; Chordata; Amphibia; Anura; Bombinatoridae. The coding region runs from base 304 to 2022 and encodes 572 amino acids. The transcript is spliced from 11 exons. Gene Ontology annotation, cellular component: RNA N6-methyladenosine methyltransferase complex; nucleus. The record is from RefSeq and is a predicted model, not a curated record. Gene Ontology annotation, molecular function: mRNA m(6)A methyltransferase activity; mRNA (2'-O-methyladenosine-N6-)-methyltransferase activity.
UGGAAAAUAACACUAAGAAAACCCGCGUGAGGAAAUAGGGGAGUAUAGGAGAAUGAAUGUGUGAUCCCGGCAAAUACAAAUUGUCAGUUUAUAAAGGAGCAGUCAACGCAUAUAUUAAACAGGAAACAAUAACUAGUUAGAAAGCGAAUAUCAAAUUUAUAGUGCAGGGAAGAAAGGAUAUACGGGUCAUGAGAUGUUCCAAAAAUGAAAACCGUUAACUGUUAGGAUGAUAGAGGUACCUGGCAAUCCUUAUCCCUUAUUAUCUGCAUAGGACGGAUUUACAACGAGUAACCAUUUAUAAACAUGUCUGACACAUGGAGCUCUAUCCAGGCUCACAAGAAGCAACUGGACAGUCUGCGGGAACGGCUACAGCGCAGGAGGAAAGAUGUCACUUCUCAGCUGGUUUUGGACCUUCAGAGCCAGGAAGGCAGUUUGGGGACAACUAUUCGCAGCGACAGCCCAAUCCCUUCUGCUCCACCUCAGCCCCCAAAGGCACCCAGUGGGCCUGCAGAAGUGACUCCAGAUCCUGAAUUGGAGAAAAAACUCUUGCAUCACCUCUCGGAUCUCUCGCUUGCUUUGCCUGUUGAUUCUGUUUCAAUUCAGCUUGCUAUUGCCACGCCAGAUUUCCCUGUCACACGUCAGGGAGUAGAGAGCUUGUUACAGAAAUUUGCUGCUCAGGAACUCAUUGAGGUGAAGGGAGGAGUUUUGGAGGAUGAUGAUCGUCCCACUAUAGUUACAUUUGCUGACCAUUCCAAGCUUUCUGCCAUGAUGGGGGUUGUCACCGAGAGGAAAGGAAAUGCAAAUCCACCUCUAGCCAAGAAGAGAAGGCUGCAGGAGAUAGAACCUCAAGCCUCACAGUCCUCUUCCUCUAUUUCUGCAACCUCCAGUGAAAAAAAGACUUCGGAACCACAGAAAAAGGCACGAAAGAUUGCAUCCAACUUGGAUCUGGAGAUUGAAAGCCUUCUUAAUCAACAAUCAACCAAGGAGCAGCAGAGUAAAAAGGUAAGCCAGGAGAUCCUAGAGCUUCUGAAUACUAGCACAGCCAAAGAACAAUCCAUAGUGGAGAAGUUCCGCUCCCGAGGAAGAGCUCAGGUCCAAGAGUUUUGUGAUUAUGGGACCAAGGAAGAGUGUAUGAGAGGAGCAGGCGCAGACACUCCAUGCAGAAGGCUUCACUUCAGGCGCAUCAUUAACAUGCAUACUGAUGAGUCUCUGGGGGACUGCUCCUUCCUCAACACAUGUUUUCAUAUGGACACUUGUAAAUAUGUUCAUUAUGAGAUUGAUGCCUGGGUGGAACCUGGGGGCACUGCACUUGGGACUGACCCCAUCCCUAACCAAGAAACACCUUUAGUCAAGGCAGUAGGAGACCCCAGUGUUGGACGAUUAUUCCCUUCACAGUGGAUACGCUGUGACAUCCGCUACCUGGAUAUGAGCAUUUUGGGAAAGUUUUCAGUGGUGAUGGCUGACCCUCCUUGGGACAUCCAUAUGGAGCUGCCAUACGGUACGCUUACCGAUGAUGAGAUGAGGAAGUUGCAGAUUCCAGUACUGCAGGAUGAUGGGUUCCUCUUCCUCUGGGUGACUGGGAGGGCCAUGGAGCUGGGCCGUGAGUGCUUGAAACUUUGGGGAUAUGAGCGAGUGGAUGAGAUAAUCUGGGUAAAAACCAAUCAGUUACAGCGUAUUAUUAGAACCGGACGUACUGGUCACUGGUUAAAUCAUGGAAAGGAACACUGCUUGGUUGGGGUUAAAGGAAACCCUCAGGGUUUUAACAGAGGACUGGAUUGUGAUGUUAUUGUAGCAGAGGUACGCUCCACCAGUCACAAACCUGAUGAGAUUUAUGGAAUGAUAGAACGUCUUUCUCCUGGGACACGCAAAAUUGAGCUUUUCGGGCGGCCUCAUAAUGUGCAACCAAACUGGAUUACUUUGGGCAACCAAUUAGAUGGAAUUCACCUUUUAGAUCCAGAUGUGGUGGCAAGGUUUAAGCAGCAAUAUCCAGAUGGAGUAAUCUCAAAGCCAAAGAACAUGUGAAGCUUAUUAUAAACAUCACACCUGGGGUGCUGUAAUCAAGGAAUCUGAAUACACUGUGUAUAUUAUACAUAUACUUUCAUAAUAUAUAAAAAUUAUACUGUAAUUUUAAUUUUUUUUUUUAUUUCAAGUUCUGUAACUUUUUUUAGUGAAAAAAUAAAAGCUGACAUAAAAAAGGA